AUGGCGUUAGCGCCGCCGUCGAUCCACCUGGUUGAUGACAGAGAUCUUGACGACGCAGAGCUAUGGGCCGUGAUCGACUCUGCUGCUGCUUCUCGGUCGUCUUCCAGAGCCAGGAAGCCGCUUCUCUCCCUCCAGAACGGCUCCCCCAACGUCAGCACUGUUCCCAAUUUAGCUGCCGGACGUUCGGGGAAACUCGUCCCCAGAAACCCUAGUUUCCAGCGGGUUAAGGUGGAAGAAGUUCGCGCUCCUCCGGAUGGGGAGGUUGUGCAGGAAGAGCAGUGGAACCACCACCGCCCCGCCAAGAUGGCGCGCUUCGUCGACCAUAGGUCGUACAGAGGUGAUCAGAUGGUCUAUGUCAGGCAUCCAUCAGAGUCACCGACGGUAUCUUCGCCGUCGCCAUCCUCAGACAAGGGAAGACUCUCAAUCCAAGGUGUUAACCCGAUGUUGGAAGCCGCGCGACUGGAUUUUUGUCAAGUUGAGGACGCGGAGAAUCUGAACCACGGCUUAUCUGGGAGGUUCCCUUCUGUGACCUUGUUCAAGCAGUACCAGAAUGCUGCCAUGUCGGUGAGUGUUUUUGUUUACAUACUACUCUUCUUUUUCUUUCUGUUCUCGUCAAUUGUUUCUGGCGGUUGUUGGCCCUUUUUCCCCACCUUAUUCGUAUGGGUAGUUAUUUUGCCGGAGAGAUCAUUACAAACUAAUAAAUGAAGAACUUUGUUCUCCGCAUCAGACGACAGUGUUAUCCUAGAAGUUUCACUGAAAGACUAGUGGAUUGCAAUCCUGACCUCCUGAGUGACGCUAUCAUCACCUAGCUUCGUGACUUUGCUGAGUGUUGACUUUUGAGGUGCUAGUUGAUUUUUCCUUGACAACACUUGGAAGCCGAUUCAAAGCAUAUAGAAUAACCGUAGCUUGUAGUGUUAGCAACGAGUUGGAAAGCAGGUCGUGAUGGGAGCUGCUAUUUUAAUCACUUCACGAACCAACUAUACUCAAGAAGUUAUUUUGAGAAGGCUCAUUAUUAGACAGACUUAGUGUUUUUUUAUCACGUUAUCUCUAACAUCACAAAUCAGUAUUUCCACAUCUCGAUAUUUAAUCCAAUUCAGCAGUAAAUGGAGAAAUUGUGUGGUGAAAAUGGGGAAAAUAUAUUUUUUCGGUGCUUCCUCUGCGAGAGUGAGUGCAGAGUGGAGAAAGUUGACAUCUGCUGAAUGGGUUAGAAUCUUGGUGGUAGAGUGUGUUCUUUGAAUUAAAGCCUAUAGAAGCUACCAAAUAAGAAUUGAACUGGGGAUAUGGCUUGGAAAUAGGCCUUUCUUAGCUCCUGAUGGCGUGGCAUUGCUGAUCUGUUGGCUAUCCAUUCUGGCGCUGUAAAUCUACGCCAAUCUCUGACGACCUUAUACAGGAUUUCCCAGGUGUUUACUUCUUAGUAGUUUUUUUUUUUGAAAGAAAUCAAAAAAUCGAUUUCAGUGAAGGAAACUAUGCAGAGUUUUGUUAUGAAAUAGAGACGACUUUAUUCUCUUCUCCAGUUCCCCACUUUGCUUCCUAUGAAUGGGAUUUGGCUUUUGUUCAGACCAUAUCCUCUGCAAUAUUUCCCCUGGCCAAAGGAAGCAUUCCGUUCCUUUUGUACUACUUUCAUUUCCAAUCUGCUGCGCCUCUCUAUAAAUGGCUUGCUUAUCCCUUGCUCAUUUGUUGAAGAGAACAAUGCCACGACAUUAUCUAACGUUUUUUUUCAUGCAGUGUGAUGAAGUUUCCUGUAUCAAUGCCAUCCAAGGUCCUGAGACUUGAACAAAUAACUUAUAAAUUAUAGGUUAUGUACAGCACAAGUUACAUAUUUAAUGGAAGAGAUACAAAACAUGAAUCGGAAUAGCGGAGGAUUCCGUAUUGGUCAAAGGUCCAUCCAUGUGCAACGAAAAGAAUGGAAUAACGAGGGUUGGGUUACCCGUCAUUGGAAUGUCUUUAUUUUUCUAUCAAUGUGCAUUGCAUGUCGCAUGAAUCCUUGCACGUUUUGUCGCCUUUUCCUUUCGACUGUUUCUUAACCUUAAUCAUGUUUUUUUGUGGCAUUUUAAUGAGCAGAUACUAGAGAAAGGUGAUUACACAGUAAUUUCUGGGAAUCCCUUCAUCAAAAAAUCAGGUAAUUUUGUCAGUCUAGCGUUCUGUCUUAAAAUAUUGAGUGGGCAUUUCGUGAAAGUGUAUAAUUGGUAUGUGUCAACAGGAUGGAGGAAGAUAGCUCUUUUCUUCAACAUAUCUUUCGAGAUUAAAGAUAAAUCAAUUGAAUUUGAUGAAAACAGAAAUGUAGUCCGAGCUGAAUUUGUGGUCCGUGCAUUCAUGCGGUACAAGAUUUUUAUUUCUCGUGUACUGCUCAUUAAGCAAACAUACUUUUGCAAUACUUUCUUAUAAUCUUUCAGUUAUUCUAAUUUGUAUUGCCCUUCUCAUCGCAAGCAGUGGUGGCAGAUUCUCUGACGGAUGGGGUUCAUGCGAACGCCGCGAAAAAAGAUUUUCUAAGCCAAACCAUGAUAUACCCAGUACUGCAGAAACCAGAGCGAAGAAUAAGGCAUGCCAGGUAAGUCUGGCAUCUUCGGGCUUGUUCUCUCUGAAUCUGCUUUUAGUUAUCCUUGAAUCAGCAAUAUAUUUAUGGCAAAUCCCUUUUUCCAGGAUGUUCUUGACUUCGUAGUAGGUUUCAUCGUUUUUUCUGGCAGAAGCAUAGAUUCUAUUUGUAGUGAAAAAAAAAAAACCUUUUUUUCUACAUUUCUCGACAUAAUAUAUCAAGCUUCUGCUUGUGUUCAUCUUUAUAUCCGAUCUACAAAAGGAAAGCAAAUAUGUCAUUCUAAAGCUCCCAACUUUUACUCUCCGAAUGAGCUAAAUCCUUUAUUUCUGAAUCUAUCUUGAUCCCUUAUUAUGAGCUCGAUCCCCAAACCCUCCCUCUCUCUUGAGCAAAAUCAUGUUCCACGAACUAAAUUUCUCCGCAUGUCGGAUAUUUUGAGUGAAUUACUGUGAAACUUAGCUUGAAUCCACACCAACUCGCACAACCCAAACAACAGCCCCACAGGAACCUCCCAUCCUCAAAGUACGAGCGAAUUUUAUUGCUCCGGCUGAAUGACUGCCUUCAUAUCUCUCGAGAUUUUUCUUCAUCAGCAUGGAAUUUUUCUUCUAACCAGGACUUGGUUGGAAUCGGGGAGUACCGGCAUGGUGUGAAUGGCAGCCCGAGGUAA
Molecule: messenger RNA, 3197 nt
Organism: Spirodela intermedia
Lineage: Eukaryota; Viridiplantae; Streptophyta; Magnoliopsida; Alismatales; Araceae
Source: the annotation of a GenBank genome assembly